This is a messenger RNA of Megalops cyprinoides (Indo-Pacific tarpon), 1776 nucleotides long. RefSeq names its product major facilitator superfamily domain-containing protein 8-like. Bases 110 to 1555 code for a protein of 481 amino acids. The record is from RefSeq and is a predicted model, not a curated record. Gene Ontology annotation, biological process: transmembrane transport. The transcript has 12 exons. Lineage: Eukaryota; Metazoa; Chordata; Actinopteri; Elopiformes; Megalopidae. Gene Ontology annotation, molecular function: transmembrane transporter activity.
UAAAAUUGCAACUAUCAUGAAACUCAUGCUGAUACAAUUUAGCUAAUAAUGAGAACCUGUUCAAACGUUGCUAACUAAGUACGCAGCGCAUGCAUUUAUAAAACAUAAAAUGGAUUAUCGACGGAAAAGGAAACUGACAUUUUUCACGAUUGGAUUAAUCUUUCUUUUAAGUGGAGUCGAGUAUGCUGUGAUCCUGCCCACGAUUUGGGGGUACCUGCAGAUUCUGAGUGCCCAGCCAUUCUUCUUGGGUCUGGGCCUGUCUGCUUUCAGCCUGAGCGGACUGCUGUCAGGCCCGCUGUUUGGACACUGGUCCGAUCGGACCCGCACCACGAAGGGCAUCAUCCUCUUCUCAAACCUCUUUGAGAUCGCAGGAAACUUCAUGUAUUUCAUGGGCUACUCCAAGUGGCUUCUGCUGUCUAGCCGGCUUGUUGCAGGUAUCGGGGCGGGUGCUGGCUCUUCCAUUUUUGGGUUCCUGACCCGGAACACAGCCCCAGAGGACCGCGCCACGGUCUUUGCAGCUGUGAUGGCAUGCCGGCAGGCUGGUCUACUGAUUGGACCAGCUUUCAAUCUCUUUCUAAGGUUAUGUGAUUUCCAGCUGGGGCCGUUUGUCGUAAACAAGUACACUUCUCCAGGGCUCUUCAUGUGCGUGAUGUGGAUCCUGCUCCAGCUGGUGGUGCUCCUCAUGUACUGGGACCUCCCCCCUCUGGAUGCCGCGGCCCAGGGAGUAGACGAGGAGGAGGAUGAGGUGGAUGAGAACGUGGAGGAGGAGGAGAAGCCUUUGAUGGGCCCCGAAGAGCCCCUGGAAGCCUACGGCACUGUCAACUCUGACCAGUCAGAGACCCUCAUUACCCCCAAUGGAGACUUGUCACAGCACUCAUCCCCUUCAAUCACGGGAGAGUCAGACCCCUUCAAGAACUUCAGCGCCAGCAAAGAGUUCCUCAGGGAGGAAGUGAUAGUUUUGCUCACCGCCCAGUUCAUCACCCUCUUCAACCAGACAGCGCUGGAGACCAUGGUGACCCCUAUGACCCAGAAGUACUUUAACUUCCGGGAGCUGGAGAACAGUGUGAUGUACUGUCUGUGCGGGGUGGAGGUGAUCGUCGGGUUCUUCUUUGUGCGCUGGCUGAGCCGGCAGGUGGCUGACCGCGUGGUGCUGGCUGUUGGGCUGAUCAUCUGCAACAUCUCCUGUGCCUGGUGCCUCAUCUUCCUCGCUAACCCCCAGGGUACGUUUGCCUGGCAGUUAUCAGCGUUCGUCAUCGGGGUGUUCCUGCAGCUCCUAGGGCUGCCCUUUGUAGCUGUGUCCCAGGUAUCUCUGUUUUCCAAAGUGACUGCAGAGAAGACGCAAGGGUUCAGCCAGGGGGUCCGCCGCUCAGUCGGGGGUCUGGCCACCAUCCUGGGCCCCCUGUGGGCAGGCGGGUUGACAGGGAACCUCUAUGUGAUGCUGGGCAUGAUGUUGGCCCUACUGGCACUGCUCACUAUUAUGAUGAUGUUUUCCUACGACCGCCUUGUUGAGCCCUGUGUCGUGCACCAUGCCGAAAGCCCAGAGGAUUGUGGGUAGUGCUGAUAAGUGGUCCUUCUGGAUACGAGAGCAAUCAAAGGUGCAUGAGAUCUUUUCCAGUUAACAAUGGGGGACGAAUGCAUAUUUUGGACAGUUUUUUGGACAAGAGGACUGGAGACAACAAAACACACAAACACUACAGGCCUCAUGGUGUAUAGUCUCCUGACCUACGCUGUCUAGCUGACUGACACUACCAUUGACCUCGUACUACAUGACGUAGA